UUGUUGUUCGAUGCUGCCUUAGUACCUGUCACUGUAUUAGUUUUUAGAAGCCGGCAUAUUUCGAGAUGGCUGUCCCAUCACAAUUAAAAGCUAUUCAACAUCAUUUGAGAACAGCACAGGAACAUGAGAAAAGAGACCCGGUCGUGGCUUACUACUGUCGACUGUAUGCCAUGCAGACGGGUAUGAAAUUGGACAGUAAAAGCCCAGAGUGUCGGAAGUUUCUUGUGAAACUGAUGGAUCAGUUGGAGACGAUGAAGAAAGAGUUGAGUGACAACGAGUCCAUCACCCAGGAGAUUGUUGGGAACGCCCACAUCGAGAACUACGCCUUGAAAAUGUUCCUCUAUGCCGACAACGAAGACCGGUCGGGGCGUUUCCAUAAGAAUAUGAUUAAGUCAUUUUACACGGCCAGCCUCUUGUUGGAUGUGCUGACAGUGUUUGGCGAGCUGUCAGAGGAGAACAUCCAGCACAGGAAGUAUGCAAGGUGGAAGGCAACGUAUAUCCACAACUGUCUGAAGAAUGGCGAGACCCCACAAGCUGGACCUAUCGGAAUGGAAGGGGAAGCAUAUGAUGAUGAAUUUGGAGCCGAAGGUGGAGGACCGUCCCAAACUCCUCAGUUUCCACCAGGUUCCCAGCCAUCUUUCCACGGCGGUGCCGUAGACCCAGGUCCUGGAUCCGUGUCCCCAUCCAACUUUAACAAUAUCCAAGUUCCACCCGGUUCCCAUGCUCCAGCCAACACUCCUGCAGAGAUACCCCCUCCAGCAGGAGAUCCUGGCAAACCUGUGCCUGCUCCGCGGUCUGUACCAGUGGUAGACCCAUCGCUUCUCAACACCAAUCAGGAAGGAGACGUGCGGUUGACGCCAGAAGACUUCACUCGAGCACAGAAGUACUGCAAAUACGCUGGCAGUGCUCUCCAGUACGAGGAUGUGGCCACCGCUGUGCAGAAUCUGCAGAAGGCCCUUAAGUUGCUAACCACUGGCAAAGAAUGAGGCCAUUGUGCCCCCACCCCUCACCUCAAGCCACUGUAUCGCUUAUCUGGCCCCAGAGGAACUUACCAGAGGCCACUUCCUUAGUUCCUGCUGUAUCAGUCAAAAGCAGUGCCCUCUUAACACUAUUUAAAAAAAAGAAACAAUCCGGUCUCAGCAAGGAUUUCAUAUAAUCUAAGACUAUGUCAGUUUUCAAAUUAACUUACACCAACUCACAUACACAUACACACACACGCACACACACACACACACACACACUUACAUGCUAACACACACACUCUAUCACACACACUUUCUCAACCUUCAUGGACGUUCUGGGAUGGAGUUCCUGUUCUCUGUUUACUUCAACACAAUGAUUUGAAAGUCAACAUCUCUUUAUAUAGAUGUCUUCUAUUACUGUGCUUCUCUUCAAGACUUUAUUCUUUUCUUGGUGGAAGGUUUUUGCAAUUAGUUUACUGUUAUGCUGACAAAUUCAUGCAUUAUUUUCUUUUUCCCUGUU
This is a messenger RNA of Chanos chanos (milkfish), 1482 nucleotides long. RefSeq names its product vesicle (multivesicular body) trafficking 1 (gene vta1). Gene Ontology annotation, cellular component: multivesicular body. The record is from RefSeq and is a predicted model, not a curated record. Lineage: Eukaryota; Metazoa; Chordata; Actinopteri; Gonorynchiformes; Chanidae. Bases 66 to 986 code for a protein of 306 amino acids. The transcript is spliced from 8 exons. Gene Ontology annotation, biological process: late endosome to vacuole transport via multivesicular body sorting pathway.